Messenger RNA from Closterium sp. NIES-67, 1512 nucleotides. The record is from the annotation of a GenBank genome assembly. Lineage: Eukaryota; Viridiplantae; Streptophyta; Zygnematophyceae; Desmidiales; Closteriaceae.
CCCACGCUGAGUCAUGGCAGCCAAUCCUCGUUGACUGGUGACUCAGCGAGCCCCUACAAUUUCACGGCGCGAUUGAGGAAUAUUAACGGACACGUUUCAUAGUGCUUGCCAGCUCGCAGAUGAUCACCAGAUCUACGCCAGACCCGCUUAUGACGUAUGGCUCUUUUCAAGAACUGAUCGCGUCGCUACGCAUCUUUGCUCGACCAGCGGCCGGGUCGAAUUUAUCAACUCUUCGCAUAUCCAUUGAGCAUUGUCGCCACUGUCGUACAGCCGUGGGGUCACUGUUGGCGACAGCAGCGAUGAUGGGCGAACUCGCAGCGACAUUUGCGAAGCUUGCUGCGUUUCGCUUCCCGAGUCGCCAUACAGAUGCAAUUCUCUCGUACCGAUUGGACCACUUCCGUUGCAGUUCCCUCCUCGCCCGACUCAGUCGCGUGCGAGCAAAGAUUCCUCCGAUAUGUUUGCCUGUCAAGAACUCCGUCAUACUCCCGUACGCUUACUUUAAAACCGCCGCCAUGUGCAGCCAUGGAGUCAUUAGGUUCAAUCCGCUGCUCUGCUCAGUAUCAAACAGCCAUCCCCGGCAGCCAUCCACCUCGAUCCGCCUCUCGAUCCAUCUUUCGCUCACCCUCGUUUUCCAUCUCUCAUGGCGUGGGGCAAUCGCUUGCUGUCACUGGCCGCGCUGGCGGUGGGGCUGCUGGCCGUCGCAGCGUGUGGAGCGAGGGACAUGAUCAAGGGAGCGACUGACGUCGCCGCAAAGGAGCCUCCUGAGGGAGGCAAGGGCGUGGCCGGCCAGCAGAGGAAGGGCGCUCGCAUUCUGGCCGCUGAGACUUUCUCUCAGCGCAGCCCGCUGCCAGACUACCUCUCCCACAUCCCCCGCCGCAAGGCCCUUGCUACCACGUGCGGGCGCACGUCGGUGACGAUCCGGUCGCAGUACCUAGGGCCAUUCGACCUGACCAACAACAUCUUCAACAUGACCUUCUACAACGGCUGUGCCUACAACGUCACCAGCCCACUACGCGUGUGGCAGUGUUUCAACUUCGGCAACGUGUGGGACGGCUCCCUGGACAACCCCGAGCCCAACCCCACGCAGUACCAAAUGGGCCCAAUCUUUGGGCAAUGCUCGGCAGGGUAUUGCGAGAUGUGGAUGAAUCGGGGGGCGUCUGGCAAUGUGCAGAUGUUCCCGGGGGAGACAGUGAACGUUUUGUACGCAUGGACAGAUGCCUUUCGCCCCUGCGCUCAUGAGCUCCACUUCAGCAACGGCAACAGCUACUCUUUGACCAACACCACCGAUUGUGUUGAAGCUGAAUUGAUCUAGUCACCCCAUCAAUGUCAAUCCAUGAGUGCACCACUUCUGCUUUCCAUGAGUUGAACUCUUAUGAGAUGAGAUACAUUUGCUGUUCACUGCUGCUGCCUGCCCUCUGCUACUUAGGUUCCGAUUUGCUUCUGGCUGUACUGCAAUUAAUAUUGAUUUUGGGCUGGGGCAGCAGACUGUCAGCAAAGGGGGGCUGUUGGUAU